Messenger RNA from Rhodamnia argentea, 940 nucleotides. RefSeq names its product cytochrome b561 and DOMON domain-containing protein At4g17280-like. The coding region runs from base 195 to 785 and encodes 196 amino acids. The record is from RefSeq and is a predicted model, not a curated record. Lineage: Eukaryota; Viridiplantae; Streptophyta; Magnoliopsida; Myrtales; Myrtaceae. The transcript has a single exon.
CAUAUUAUGGCAAUAACCAAAGUCGUGUGGCUCAGUCAACUCAGAUUAUAUUCUCCUUGAUUAGCUUGCUAUAUAUGGAUGUACGUUCUGUGCAACUAAUUUAUGACACGAUCAGUCCACAAUGAUCGCAUCUUCUGAUGCUAUAAAUCGAAGUACCCUUUGGUCAUUAUCUCUUGAAUUCGAUCCGAACUCCAAUGAACUCAAUCGCCAUGAACAAGUUAUUGCAGCUCGCGAUGUUUGCCUCGAUCCUGAUCGCCUUAUGCGCUCCGUCUCGCGCUCAGACCUGCCAGAACUACAAAUUCUCGAACCACAACACCUACUCGAGAUGCGUUGAUCUUCCGGUCCUGAACUCGUUCCUCCACUGGAACUACACCGCGUCAUCAUACCGGCUCGACCUGGCGUUCAGGCACGUUGGGGCGACAGCUUCCGAGUGGAUCGCAUGGGCCAUCAACCCACUGGGGCUCAGGAUGGUAGGGUCACAGGCCCUCGUCGCCUAUCAAAGGCCGGGCGGACAAUUCUAUGCCUACGCGUCGCCGAUCAACGGCUACGACACGGGGCUGCUGGAGGGGAGAUUGAGCUUCAGCUUCUCUGGGCUGUCGGGGACGUUUGAGGGCGGCGAGAUGACGAUAUUCGCGUCGCUUCAACUGACGAGCGACAUGGUGACGAUCAACCAGGUGUGGCAAAAUGGUCCCUUGAAAGGCGGCACGCCAGCUAUUCAUGCUAUGAGCGCAGAUCAUCUCGCGUCCAAGGGGACUCUGAAUCUUGUCACGGGCGCGACUAGUUAGAUUCGUCUUGAUUUAGGCGAUGGCUUCGGCUUAUGUACCGGAGACUUUAGCAUUUGUGGAAGUGCUUGAAACUUUGGACAAUAAAAAUGAUGGGUUGUGAAUAAAUGAGUAUUAGCAUAGAGACCCGUGCAAUGCACGGAACUUGGAUUGUUUCG